UUCUUUACAGAAACCACCAGGAAAUUCCUUACACUCCAAUUCCAACAAAGCUCACACAAGCUCUUCGACACGUACGUACAGGCAUAGCCAAGAUGGAGGCCAAAUGGUGUUUUCUUGUGACAAUGGCGUUGUUAGUGGUAGUAGUAAAUGGAGAUGAAUCAUCUCAAGUGAAGACAGUAGUGAAGAUAGUGAAGGGAAAGAAGUUGUGCGACAAGGGAUGGGAAUGCAAAGGCUUGUCUGCUUAUUGCUGCAACCAAACCAUUUCUGAUUUUUUCCAGACCUACCAGUUCGAAAACUUGUUUUCAAAACGCAACACUCCUGUGGCUCAUGCUUCGGGAUUUUGGGAUUACCAUUCUUUUAUUACUGCAACUGCAGAAUACCAGCCUCAUGGAUUUGGUACCACUGGAGGGAAACUUACGGGGCAGAAGGAAGUUGCUGCUUUCCUUGGGCAUGUUGGAAGCAAAACCUCAUGUGGUUAUGGAGUGGCCACUGGAGGACCAUUGGCAUGGGGUUUGUGCUACAACAAGGAAAUGAGUCCCAGCAAGACAUACUGCGAUGAUUACUACAAGUACACCUAUCCUUGCACUCCGGGGGUUUCCUAUCACGGCAGGGGUGCCCUACCUCUUUACUGGAACUACAACUAUGGAAAAACUGGGGAAGCCCUGAAGAUUGAUUUGUUGAACCAUCCAGAGUACAUCGAAAACAAUGCUACACUAGCUUUCCAGGCUGCUAUUUGGAAGUGGAUGACACCAGAAAAGAAGCAUCUCCCUUCAGCGCACGAUGUAUUUGUUGGCAAAUGGAAACCUACCAAGAAUGACACUUUGGCCAAGAGGGUACCUGGAUUUGGCACCACCAUGAAUGUCCUGUAUGGGGAUCAAGUUUGCGGCAAAGGCGAUGAUGAGUCAAUGAACAACAUUGUCUCUCAUUACCUAUAUUAUCUCGAUCUAAUGGGUGUUGGCAGAGAGGAAGCCGGGUCUCAUGAAGUGCUUAGCUGUGCUGAGCAGCUUCCUUUCAACCAAGCCUCUGCCUCUGCAUCAUCUUCUUGAACUUCGUUGAAGUAUCCUGUCCAUUCUCGAACUGUUCUUCUACAUAUGAAGGGAAGACUUUAAUAAGGAACAAGCAGAUGUGGUUCCGAGGGUGUAAGCAAAUACUGAGAGGAAGAAAGAAUUUAUUCAACUUUUGAUUUUUAUGUGAAACUCUAUAAUACCAUGGACAAAUUAUGUAGAGAGUGUAUAUUGGGUCACUUCUGUGUAUUUUUUUGGGAUUCAUCACCUGUAUUAUGUUUUUGAAUUGCAUUCAUCUACUGUGGUCUUGGUUAUCAA
This is a messenger RNA of Populus euphratica (Euphrates poplar), 1322 nucleotides long. RefSeq names its product chitinase-like protein (gene CTL2). Lineage: Eukaryota; Viridiplantae; Streptophyta; Magnoliopsida; Malpighiales; Salicaceae. Gene Ontology annotation, molecular function: chitinase activity. Gene Ontology annotation, biological process: carbohydrate metabolic process; chitin catabolic process; cell wall macromolecule catabolic process. The transcript has 3 exons. Bases 93 to 1046 code for a protein of 317 amino acids. The record is from RefSeq and is a predicted model, not a curated record.